Messenger RNA from Cannabis sativa, 549 nucleotides. RefSeq lists its product as uncharacterized. The record is from RefSeq and is a predicted model, not a curated record. NCBI's taxonomy places the organism in Eukaryota, Viridiplantae, Streptophyta, Magnoliopsida, Rosales, Cannabaceae. The coding region runs from base 1 to 549 and encodes 182 amino acids. The transcript is spliced from 2 exons.
AUGGGAUCGGAUAGAAGCCCGGGUUUUGACGGUAUGUCGGCUAUGUUCUAUCAACAUAAUUGGCAUAUUGUGGGUUCAUUGGUUACUACUGUGGUUCUUCAUGUUCUUAAUGAGGGGGAAACUCAAAGUGCUUUUCUUCCGAGUCGAUUGAUUACUGAGAAUGUGCUCGUGGCUUUUGAGCUAGUUCAUAAUCUCAAGCAUCGCAAAAGAGGUUCAAAGGGCUAUGCUGCACUUAAGCUUGACACAAGUAAAGCCUUUGAUCGAGUUGAAUGGUCUUUCAUUGCCGCGGUUAUGGGAAAGAUGGGGUUUAAUAUCAGAUGGAUUUCUCUUAUCAUGAAGUGUUUGACAACUACUACUUUUUCUUUUCUCAUAAAUGGUACUGUUUCUGGAAAUGUUACCCCUCAGAGAGGACUUCGACAUGGAGAUCCACUUUUACAAUUUGAGGAAAGAAUUGGUAGGCUUAAAGGUUAUGCCAUUUCUCGAAGAGCUCCAUCAAUGUCUCAUCUUUUUUUCACAGAUGGUAGUCUUCUUUUUUGCCAAGCGGACUGA